This is a messenger RNA of Lolium rigidum, 2069 nucleotides long. RefSeq names its product xyloglucan galactosyltransferase KATAMARI1 homolog. Lineage: Eukaryota; Viridiplantae; Streptophyta; Magnoliopsida; Poales; Poaceae. Gene Ontology annotation, molecular function: glycosyltransferase activity. The record is from RefSeq and is a predicted model, not a curated record. Bases 1 to 1761 code for a protein of 586 amino acids. The transcript has a single exon.
AUGAGGCGGCGCUCCGUGCUGCCGUCCCACCACGACGACGCGGACAAGGGCGGCGGGAAGGCGCCGCAGUCGCGCCUCUGCUUCCUCGCCACGCUCUGCGUCGUCUUCUGGGUCCUCAUCUUCUACUUCCACUUCUCCGUCCUCGCCACCGACCCCGACGGCCCGCCCGUCGCCGUCGCCACCCAGGCACGCAUUGCGCGCCACCACGACCUCCCGGACCACCGCGUCUCCAACCCCGCCGCCCUCGCCUCGGACCCACCCCCUGCCACUGCAACCCUCCCCAAGGACGAGGAGCCCUCGGCCGUCGCCCAGGCCCCCCCGAAGGAGUACCCGUUCCAGCGCGCGCUCAGGACGGCGGAGAACGCGAGCGACCCGUGCGGGGGCCGGUACAUCUACGUGCACCAGCUGCCGCCGCGCUUCAACGAGGACAUGCUGCGCGAGUGCCAGCGCCUCAGCCUCUGGACCAACAUGUGCAAGUUCAUGAGCAACGACGGGCUCGGCCCGCCGCUCGACAACCAAGACGGGGUCUUCUCCAACACCGGCUGGCACGCCACCAACCAGUUCGCCGUCGACGUCAUCUUCGGCAACCGCAUGAAGCAGUACCAGUGCCUCACCAACGACUCCUCCCUCGCCGCCGCCGUCUUCGUGCCCUUCUACGCCGGCUUCGACGUCGCCAGGUACCUCUGGGGGUACAACAUCUCCAUGAGGGACGCCGCGUCGCACGAUCUCGUGGACUGGCUGAGGAAGAGGCCCGAGUGGGAUGUCAUGGGCGGCCGCGACCAUUUCCUGGUUGGGGGAAGGAUUGCAUGGGAUUUCAGGCGGUUGACCGACGAAGAGUCUGAUUGGGGCAACAAGCUGCUCUUCAUGCCGGCCGCCAAGAAUAUGUCCAUGCUGGUUGUGGAGUCAAGCCCAUGGAGUGCAAAUGACUUUGCGGUACCGUAUCCGACAUACUUCCACCCUGCCAAAGAUGCCGAUGUUUUCGCUUGGCAAGAUAGAAUGAGGAGCCUGGAGAGGCCCUGGUUGUUCUCGUUCGCAGGGGCUCCUCGUCCUGGUGAUCCGAUGUCGAUUCGAGGGAAGCUCAUCGACCAGUGCAGGGCAUCGAGUUUCUGUAAAUUGCUGGAGUGUGACCUUGGAGAGAGCAAGUGCCAUUCGCCAAGCGCAAUCAUGAAGAUGUUCCAGAGCUCAUUGUUCUGCUUGCAGCCCCAGGGCGAUUCCUUCACUAGAAGAUCUGCCUUCGACUCCAUGUUGGCUGGCUGCAUACCCGUUUUCUUCCAUCCUGGCUCAGCAUAUGUCCAGUAUACAUGGCACCUGCCGAAAAACUACACGAGGUACUCCGUCUUCAUUCCAGAAGCUGGCGUCCGUAACGGAAAUGUCAGCAUUGAGGAGAUACUAAGAAGUAUCCAUCCAGAGGUUGUCAAGCAGAUGAGGGAAGAGGUUAUCAAUCUCAUACCAAGGGUGAUAUAUGCUGAUCCAAGGUCGAAGCUGGAAACCCUCAAGGAUGCAUUUGAUGUUUCGGUAGGAGCGAUCAUUAACAAAGUGACGCAGAUGAGAAGAGAUAUCAUCUCGAACAGCGAAGAUAAAGAUUUUGUUGAAGAGAACAGCUGGAAGUAUGCUCUGUUAGAAGAAGGGCAGCGAACAAUCGGAGCUCAUGAAUGGGAUCCGUUCUUCUCCAAGCCCAAGGACAAAGGCGCAGACUCUAGCGAUUCAUCUGCUGAAGCAGCCAAGAAUUCUUGGAAAAUCGAACGAGGAGGUCAGAGUUAGACCGUACAACUAGCUGCUCUUAGAGAUGAGAUGAAGGGAGCAAAAGAGCUGUCCUCGCUGAGGGUUCUCUGAUGCAAAUACGUUGUUAAAAGUUCCCUAGACGCUGUAGUUUUGGUGAUCGUGUAUGUUCUUGAUGAUCCAGCCCCUACAGUUGUAAGAAUCGGUGCCACCAAAAGUGUGUUUGAGAAAAAAAAAUGACAUAUAGCCGUUGCUUUGUCUCUAUAGAUACACUUCUCAUACUAGAAUUUUUGUUUGUUUUGUUGGCCCAAUAAUGCUCUGUAAAUCCUUGCAAGAUUUAGAGGUAUAUC